ACUAGCUUUAUUGCCCCUGAGCCGCCCCUGCUCUCCCAAGUCUAUUUCAUUCGACUUAUCUACCCUCCCGUUUCUUAAUCGUUGACCUUUCUUACCCAAUAACAUCUUAUUUCUAAGGCCAAUUUUAAACAAAAACCGCACCUUCACAGAUCCUUACAUUAAACGUGGGCCGAUAAAAGCUCGCCGUAUCAUGUGAAAGUCGGCAGACGACCUCUAAGCAUUCACUUUCCCCAUCCCUCCCUGCGAAGCUUGGAACGAACAAAAAUGGCGGUUUCUGCCAAAGUUUCAAUCUUUUUGGCAGCUCUGCAAUCAAUCUUUCUGCUUCAGCAAGCAAGCCUGGUCUCUGCAGACAUGCUCUCUCCUCUGCUCUCCCCAGUCCUCGAUGGAAUAUGCAAAGCUGUUGAUUGCGGAAAGGGGAUUUGCAAGGUUUCUCAAAAUCAUACCUUUGGGUUUAUGUGCGAGUGUAACGCUGGCUGGAAUCAGUUCAAUGGUUCAGAACAUUUCAGCUUCCUCCCUUGUGUUAUUCCUCAAUGCACUAUAAGUUCCUCCUGCUUCAAAAAUUCUCCAGCUCCAACACCUGCACCAGCACCCCUUCCACCACCUCCUAGCAACCUUUCACUCUUCAAUCCAUGCACUUGGAGCUUCUGCGGCACCGGCGACUGCGCUCGAACAUCAACCUUUGAGCACCGGUGUGACUGCGAUGCCGGCUACAGCAAUCUUCUCAAUGUCUCCAGCUUUCCUUGCUACCAGGAAUGUGCAAUUGGUGGAGAUUGUGUGAACCUGGGCAUCAGUGUACCAAAUUCAUCCUCAUCAUCUUCAUCAACAAAUCUUAAUGAUAAUUCAUUUGCUGGAGAGAUAUCUGCUCUGAGUAACUUCAAGUUGUUCUUCAUGUUGAUUGCUUCUCUGUUCAUGAUCUCCAUGACAUAGAAUGAGGUUAGAUAGUACAAGCAUAUGGUUUCCUUGAUUCGGAUUACUUAGUUUUGUUUGAGUUUUGGUGUUAUACACGUUUGAUGUGCAGAGAUGAGGGACGAUAUUAUAAUAUUUCUGUUAAUUUUUUAUUCAAUGUAGAAAAUGUAUGGGGGACUCUUUCUUUCUGUGUAAAUGAUGUGUUUUUGGAUAACAAUAUUACAUUUUGUGAUUAUACAGAC
Molecule: messenger RNA, 1148 nt
Organism: Phalaenopsis equestris
Lineage: Eukaryota; Viridiplantae; Streptophyta; Magnoliopsida; Asparagales; Orchidaceae
Exons: 6
Coding region: 265-927 (220 amino acids)
Source: RefSeq, a predicted model, not a curated record